GACCGUUUGGCUGGUAUUUUGACGGUUUACAUCUAUGGUCGCACCCUAAUCACCGAGUUCAAUAUUGUCCACUAUUUUUGCCAACUUUCCUUAAUUUUAACACCAGCUAUGAGCUUCUGAAACAUAUUCCGUAGAUCAAUAAAAUUCCCAACUAGCCAUGACCUCACGCAAGCGAAGUGGAAGCGGCUCCACCAAGAGGCCCAAGGAGAAGGUGGUCUAUAUAUACGAACUAUUGUGCCGGGGCGAGGAUCCUAGUAGCGAGAGUCCCGAGUUCUGGAACGAGUUCUUCCUGCUGCAGCCAAACUUCGAGGCACUGGAGAAUGAGAUAGGAAAGCUUAACAGCGAUCAGCUGCAGCUUGUGAAGCCGAAUCUGAACACCCUCUUCCAGAGGUGCAUCGAAAUGCUGGACACGGAAGACCAUCCCAAGCGCCUGUGCAACAGCCUGCAAACACUGUGCUCCUUUUUCUACGGGAUUUUCAAGAAGUCCAAUGCGGAUCCCACGUUCAACAUCCUCAACGAGAUCUUCGGCCACGAGAAGAUGGAUGAGUGGCUGAAGCUGCUGAUGCAGUACUGCAAUCGAAUCCUGCUGGGCGAUGUGCCCGAGAAUGCCCGCUUCAUGUGCCUGAAACUGCUCCAGGUUCUGGUCACGGGUACGGAUAAUGUGAACCAGAACGCCCUUUUCGAGCACCUGAUGAUGCACAGCAUGUUCGACGCCUUCGUCCGGCUUCUUAGCGAUCCUACGUUUCGCACUCAGCACGGACAUGAUAUUGUAAUCCUGCUUACCAUCCUGGUCAACUACCGUAAGCAUGAGGCGACCAAUCCCUAUGUGGUGCAGCUUUCUAUACUUGCCGAUGAGCUGGCUCUAAAUGGAUAUGGCCAAAUGAUAUCGCAGUCGCUCAUUGACUUCUGCCGCCAGUACAUCCAAAGCCUUAACAAUGUGCAAUCCUCGUCCUGGUUUUCAUCGCUCUCGAAUAUUGUGGGGAACAUGUUUGUGUCGGAUGAAGGAUGCGAACGAGUUCAGCAGAUCAAGGCGAAUAAUGGGCUUCUGCUUGCGCUCUACGAGGCAGUGCACCUAAACCGAAACUUCAUCACGACUCUGGCUCACACACAGGCGGAGUCCAGUGCCCCGCCCUCGCCCAGUAACACGUUGAGCCUGGCCCAACCCGUGCCGGACUUAACCAAUACACCCAUCAUCGAUAUUACCCAGUAUCCCACCAAUCUGCUGGUGGCCGUCUUUCAAUACUGCUCCAUCGUGAUGCAGGACAACAAAAACGAGUCGAGUAUUGCUAACCUAAAGCUCUGCUUUCUCAUCCUAACCUGUAUUUCGGAGGAUCAGUACGCCAACUCCAUGAUGCACGACAACAACCUCACGUUUAAGGUUAUGCUGCAUCGGGCGCAGAUGCGUCAUCGCAAGUUGAAUGUGGAUAGGGUUGGCAAAUCCCAGCCUUUGGCUGCCACCCUACUGGAUCUUCUAGUGGAGUUUAUUGUGUCCCACUUAAUGAAGAAGUUUCCAAUGGAGCUGUAUCUGCUUUGCAUUGGUGUUAUUCAUCGAAUUCUGUGUUAUCAGAAGAGAUGUCGAGUGCGCCUAAAUUAUCCAUGGAAGGAGCUCUGGUCGGCACUGAUUGGCCUGCUGCGGUUUUUGGUCAACCAGGAACAAACGCUGGUCAAGAAGUGCAACAUAUUCCAUUUGUCGCUCCAGGUAGUGAAUAUAUUCAAUUUAUUCAUAACAUACGGCGACACUUUCCUAGCCACCACGAACAGCUAUGAUGAGCUAUACUACGAACUGAACCGCGAGGAGAAGGUCUUUACGGAAAUACAUGCAAUGGUUCUGCGCUACACAACGAUGCCAGAUUGCGAGUACAAAGAAGACGUAAUAAAACUACUGAAUUCUCUGGUUAAUAUAUUGGCCAUAGUAAAGCACUUCCAGAACAAGAUCAAGGAAUGGCUGGCUGAGCAGGGUCUAUCCACGCCCACGGAGGAGCAAAUACUCGAUGUGGUGCGCAAGAACUACGACCUCACGCUGAAACUGCAGGACUCCCUAGAUCAGUAUGAACGUUACGCUGAAACGCCGCUGCACACCAACUUCUUCAAGUUGAUGGUGCGCGAUGUUGUCAACGAUACUCGCAAGCACAUCUACGGAUAUGUGAAGGAGGCUGUGUCCGUCAUACCCGACCAAGAGGUGCUCCUCACCACGUCAAUGACAUCCGGUACGGCGGGAACAGCCAAUGCGCCGACCCCGACGACAGCAGUGCCAGAAGCAAAAGCGUAGGAAGUGGACCUCGACAGACUAUCAGACUGUUUAACUGUUUCUUUUGCUUAGUUUUGUAAUUGUAUUUUAAAUAAUCAAAUCUCUAGAAGCGUAAACUCGAUUUAAUCUGUAAGACUUAAAGUGCUUUGCGAGUUUUUGUUAGCUUUUGUUGUGAAGCAGUGCACUUAAAGCAUAUACAUAUAUUCUGUGCAAGUUUUUUACGUACGUAUACAAAAUAUAUUGCGUGUAUAUACAAUUA
This is a messenger RNA of Drosophila rhopaloa, 2507 nucleotides long. RefSeq names its product armadillo-like helical domain-containing protein 3. Gene Ontology annotation, biological process: regulation of Golgi organization. Gene Ontology annotation, cellular component: cytosol. The transcript is spliced from 5 exons. NCBI's taxonomy places the organism in Eukaryota, Metazoa, Arthropoda, Insecta, Diptera, Drosophilidae. The coding region runs from base 158 to 2269 and encodes 703 amino acids. The record is from RefSeq and is a predicted model, not a curated record.